Messenger RNA from Funneliformis caledonium, 192 nucleotides. Lineage: Eukaryota; Fungi; Glomeromycota; Glomeromycetes; Glomerales; Glomeraceae. The record is from the annotation of a GenBank genome assembly.
AUGAAAAUCACACAAACUUUUGGCAUUGGGCUGUAUCAUGCUGGAUAUACUGAAACACCUUGGUGGGGUGUGAAUUUACCUGCUCAUUUGGUUGUAAUAAAAGGAACCGAAUUCUAUGAUGCCAAGUCUAAAGGACAUGUAGAUUUUCCUAUUACUAAUGUACUCCAAAUGAUAGGUAGAGCUGAUAAUUAA